AUGUCAUCCUCAUCAGUAUUUACGAAGAUUCUUAAUUUCGUUAUAUCUUAUUCCGGCUACAGUGGAUACAUCAUAUUUAUAUUAGGUGUGAUUGGUAAUGCAAUAAACAUUCUUGUUUUUACUCAAUUAAAAAUCUUUCGAAACAAUCGCUGUGUUUACUACUUAACUGUUGAAUCAAUUUCAAGUUUUCUUUAUCAAUUUAUUUCAAUCAGUAUAACUAUUUCAACAUUUAUAUAUGAAGAUGAUGCUACAGGACAUUCUCUCAUUUGGUGUCGAUUUCGAUAUAUGUCAGCCCAAGCACUUGUACUUACUACACUCUAUACAAUAUGUUUUGCUGCUAUGGAUCAAUUCUUUUCAACAAAUUACCGGUUUUAUCUAAGUCAAAUGUGUACAAUAAAAGUAGCUCAAUAUGUUAUCUAUAUAUCUGUUAGUAUUUGGAUUAUUCAUAGUAUUAUAUUUGGAUUAUUUUUCAAUAUUGAACCAUCGAUUGGAUGUGUCAUAUCAAAUCCUAUAUUUCUUCAAUAUGCAACAUUUUUCUUUUAUCCAGUUUUGGGUGGUUUCCUACCUAUUGUAAUCGCAGCAAUUUUUAGUUUAUUGGCUUAUCGUAAUGUUCGUCGUAUAGUUCGUCGACAAUUACCUGUUAUUCGUCGUCGAUUAGAUCGACAAAUGACAGCAAUGGUUCUUAUGCGUGCAUUAUUUUUCAUUUGUUUGCAAUGUCCCAAUAAUAUUUAUCGUAUUUACAUUACUAAUUUUCCUAAUAUAAAAAGUGAAAAUAUAGAAUAUGUUAUUGUACGAUUAAUUCAAGCAAUCGUAUUUUCUUUAGCUAUUCUAAACUAUUCGAUCAGCUUCUAUGUUUUUAUCAUUUCAUCUUCACGUUUUCGCCGUCAAGUAAAAUAUGUAUUAGUAAAAAAAUGUUGGAAACGAUGCAAAUGUACUGGAAUAUCUAGUCCUAUUGAACCAUUUACAACUUAUAAACAUUCUACUGAAUUACAAAAAAAUAUAGCUGAUCUCUGGUGGACAGUUGAUGAUGCUGAAAAAGAAAUAACAUUUGAAUAUCAUGUUAAGAGUACAGGAUGGAUUGCUCUUGGUAUUAGUCCAUCUGGCGGUAUGAAAGGUGCUGAUAUCGCUGUUGGAUGGGUAGAAACUUCUGGUAAAGUUUAUCUUCAAGAUCGAUAUGCAGUAGGCAAUACAAGACCAAUACUUGAUAAUACAACUCAAGAUUGGUUCGUUCUUCAAGGUCGUGAAAAAGAUGGGUGGACAGCUAUUCGUUUCAAACGUCUAUUAGAUACUUGUGAUUCUAUGGAUGUUCCAAUAAAAUCUGGUACUAAUAUUCUCAUAUACGCUUAUGGACUUGUUGAUCUUGAUUCUAACCGAUCAGAAAUAGAUAUUACCUAUCACGAUACUCGACGAAAUACUCGAAUAAUACCACUUCGUUCUUAUGCUGAUCCACCUUCAGAUGAUAAAUUCAAUGGACUUGAUACAUUUGAAUUUCGUUUAAAUAAUUAUCUUGUACCAUCAACUGAUACUACUUAUCAUUGUAAAAUAUACAAAGCUCCAAAUAAAUAUCCUGUGAAACGUCAUGCAAUUGCUCAUAAAAUAUUAAUCGAUUCACAAAAUACCGAUCUUGUUCAUCAUUUGGAUUUGUAUGAAUGUGAUCCUAUGGCUAUAUUCAGUGACGAGAAACUACCUGACGAUUUAUGUGAUAACAUAUAUGAUGAAAUUAAAUUAUGUUCAUCGAAUUUUGCUACUGUCUGGGCUGUUGGUGGUGAUGUUAUGAGAGAAUUUCCUGAAGAAGCUGGUUAUGCUGUUGGAGGAGAUUAUGAGACAAAAUAUUAUAUGAUUCAAAUGCAUUAUGAUAAUCCACGAUUAAAUUCAAAUCGUCGAGAUAAUUCAGGAAUUCGAUUUUAUCUUGGUAAUGAACUUCGAAAGCAUGAUUUAGGUUUUUUAACACUUGGUAUUCGUGCAGAUCCAUUUGGUCUUGCUAUACCGCCAAGAGUUGAUCGUUUUAUAAUUGAUUCUUAUUGUCCUUCAGAAGCUUCUCGUAACUUUCCUAAAUCGGGUAUUAAUGUUAUUUUUGCUUUACCACAUACACAUCUUCAAGGAGCGAGUGUAUGGACAAAAUUAAUUCGAAAUAAUACAGCGAUUCAGUAUUUAUUUAAUGCUGAAACAUAUGAUUUUAAUUAUCAAUUUCAAAAUCAUUUACCGAAACCAAUCAAACUCUAUCCAGGGGAUUCAUUUGCUACUCGAUGUAUUUAUAAUACAAUGAAUAAAAAUGUAUCUACUGUAGGUGGUGAACGAACAAGGGAUGAAAUGUGUCUUCAUAUGUUUACUUAUUAUCCUCAAUGGUUUCUAGCUAAAACAUGGACAUCUGAAUCAAAAAUUCAAUGGCAAAAUUUUUAUAACAAAGCAGCUAGAAAUGUUCUUUAUGGUAGAUCAGGACAUUUUCGAAUCGAUAGUCUUCCUGUUUUACCAACAUAUGAAGAUCUUAAACCUGAAGGUUGUAAUCUCUAA
Adineta steineri is the source of this 2511-nucleotide messenger RNA. NCBI's taxonomy places the organism in Eukaryota, Metazoa, Rotifera, Eurotatoria, Adinetida, Adinetidae. The record is from the annotation of a GenBank genome assembly.